AUGAUUCUACCUGCACGUACUAUGUCCCCACACGGGGCUUUCCAUCCUCCGGCACACGCACACCCAGAUGAAGAACCAGUCUCCCGAACCUACCAAUACCGCAAAGUAAUGAAACCGAUGCUUGAAAGAAAGCGUCGCGCGCGCAUCAACCGCUGCCUUGACGAACUAAAGGAUUUGAUGGUGACCGCUCUCCAAGCGGAGGGUGAAAACGUCUCCAAGCUGGAGAAGGCAGACAUCUUGGAGUUAACCGUACGACAUUUACAUAGUUUGAAACGUCGCGGACAGUUAGUGCUGAAACCUGAAAUGUCAUAUGCGGAGCGUUUUCGCGCAGGAUUCGCUCAGUGUGCUACGGAAGUGUCUCAGUUCAUAACAAACGCUACAGUGGCCGCCAAUGCCAUGCAUAGGCAGGGACCUGUGGAUCCUCAAGCUGGUGCCAGGUUGCUUCAGCAUUUAAGCAAUUGUAUAAGAAGAUUGGAGAGUCCGCCUGUUGUACAACCACAACCAAUAGUGCCCAAUGUAACCAGACCGACACCUGUGCAGGCGAUAGCACCAGCUCAGGCUCCCCAAGUGCAGAGGCCAGUUUCGACCGAGAGGUGUUUGAAGAGGCCGCUAGAAGAAACAAUAGACGUGGAAACAAUUGGCAAUAAGAGACAAUACGCGCCGCCCUCGCCGCCGCACAGCCCCGCCUCCGAGUCUGACUCCUCCCAGUCGAUGUGGCGGCCGUGGUGA
Molecule: messenger RNA, 729 nt
Organism: Pieris macdunnoughi
Lineage: Eukaryota; Metazoa; Arthropoda; Insecta; Lepidoptera; Pieridae
Source: the annotation of a GenBank genome assembly